Molecule: messenger RNA, 843 nt
Organism: Cuscuta europaea
Lineage: Eukaryota; Viridiplantae; Streptophyta; Magnoliopsida; Solanales; Convolvulaceae
Source: the annotation of a GenBank genome assembly
UCUGGCGCAUGGCAUCUCUCUGAUCUAUAUAUAUAUUCUUACGACGAGUACAGAAUUUCCACACCACAUCCUUCCUUACCAUUUAUUUACUGUUGAUAGUAGUAGCAACUAGCAAGUAAUCAAUGGUUGUAACACUAGGUCCGGGCAAAUUCUACGGCAAAAGCCUCCCAAGGCCGCGGAUCUACGAGGACGUGAAGUUCAACGACCGUCGAGUGGACCCUCCCGUGCCCGUCUUCGAUGCCCUGAUGUCGUGGGCCGAGGAGGCGCACUGGUCUAUGGGCGGCCUCAGCUUCAAGCACCACCGCCUUCAGGGUCGGAUCGAGGGCAACAUCAACAAGUUAAGGGAGGAGGAAGAGAAAGUGCAUCGGAAGUCAUCCGUCACCUCCCCUGUCAUGAGCACCCCUUCACCUCCGCCCGCGCCGCUCGCCUUGAAGCGAAAGCGGCGCUUGAUCUGUGAGGCCGAAGAUGACGAUGAGUCUCAUAAAGCGUUUCCCGUCAGGAAACUAGGCGAUGAUUUCGAUAGGAUAGCGCACGAAAGCGACGCAGCCGCACGGACCCGGGCACAGAAAGCCGCGGAUAUGGGGAUCGAGAAGAGGGGGCCAGCGACUCCCGGCGGGAAGAAGAGGGUUUCUCCAAGAUUUUCUAAGCGCGAGUUGUCAUGAAAGUGUUCGAUCCAUAAAGAUGUGUGCUUGUUCCUUUUAUUUUUUGAAAGGAAAUUUAAUGAACAUGUAUUGGGUUAUUAUUUCUGUGUUGUCAUUUCUGUCCAUAGAGGCACGGGUGAAAAACGGCUCUCGUUUAUCUAAUGGGGUGUCCUCUGUGAAUUGUUAAGGAUUUUAAAGGAAU